This is a messenger RNA of Prosopis cineraria, 1026 nucleotides long. RefSeq names its product putative disease resistance protein At3g14460. The coding region runs from base 1 to 1026 and encodes 341 amino acids. The transcript has a single exon. The record is from RefSeq and is a predicted model, not a curated record. NCBI's taxonomy places the organism in Eukaryota, Viridiplantae, Streptophyta, Magnoliopsida, Fabales, Fabaceae.
AUGUCAAAUGGAUUGGGAAUUAAAGAGUUAAACAAGCUCCCUCAUCUACAAGGUAAACUUUCCAUUUUGAAGCUACAAAAUGUUGUUAAUUCGAAGGAUGCUUUAGAGGCAAACUUGAGGAAGAGAGAGAGAAUUGAGGAAUUAAUGUUAAAAUGGGAUGGUGAUACUCAAGAUUCACGGAUUGUGAAAAAUGUACUUGACAUGCUGCAACCAUCAACAAAUUUACGAAGAUUGACAAUCGACUAUUAUGGUGGCAGAAGCUUUCCAAAGUGGGUGGGAGAUUCUCAAUUUAUGAAUAUUACCUUUUCACUCCCACCAUUUGGACAGUUGCCUUCUCUUAAAGAGCUCUUUAUUAGAGGAAUGGUAUCAGUACAAAUAGUUGGGCGUGAGUUCUAUUGUAGCAAAGCACAAUCCUCUUCAUUUCAGCCAUUUCCCUUCUUGGAAAUUCUGGAAUUUGAAAAUAUGCCAGUUUGGGAGGAAUUGAUACCAUAUGAAGUUGAAGAUGUCAAAUUCCCUUUUCCUUGUCUCAGACAGUUGCUUUUAUCUUCUUGUCCUAUGUUGAGGGGAGGUAUGCCCAUUAAACUUCCAUCACUGACAAAGGUUUAUAUAUCAAAUUGUAAACAGUUCGAGGCAAAAUCAUCAGCUUUGCAAUGGAUUACAUCUACUGAAGAAUUAAAAAUUUUAGAAGGGGGACAAGGUUUAUUGAGAGCUCUUGAUAAUUAUUCUCUGAACUCUCUAAAGCACCUAACAAUAAAAAUGUGUUACAGUUUGCAAUCUUCGCCAAGAAUGAUAAUGAGUUGCCAUCAUCUUCAAGAGUUGUUUCUCAUUGGCAUCCCGUCAAUCAUGUCCUUCCCAACUGACAGCUUGCCCGCUUCUUUACAACGACUUCAAAUUCAAGACUGGGAAAUUAAAAUUCCUUCCUCAGAAUGUUGGCGAAGCCUUACGUCACUUGAAGAAUUGAUGAUUGAUAAUAGUUGUCAUCCAUUGGCAUCCUUUCCAUUAGGCUGUUUUCCGAGGCUUAAAUGA